Molecule: messenger RNA, 2262 nt
Organism: Orcinus orca (killer whale)
Lineage: Eukaryota; Metazoa; Chordata; Mammalia; Artiodactyla; Delphinidae
Product: olfactory receptor 5K1-like
Biological process (GO): sensory perception of smell; G protein-coupled receptor signaling pathway
Cellular component (GO): membrane
Molecular function (GO): olfactory receptor activity; odorant binding
Source: RefSeq, a predicted model, not a curated record
CUAUGUUAUGUGACUUCAAGUUGGCAAGUGUAAGGCAUUUAAUGAAAAAACUUAUUCAAAUUACCUAGAUUUAAAAUGUUCAUUUUUUUUAGACUUCAGGUUAUCAAGAGUAAGGCAUUUAAUGAAAAAAUAAUAAUUCAAAUUAUAUAGCUUUCAAAUGUUCAUUUCUAAUAUUGUUUCUAAAUGUAUCAGUCACAAAUAGUCUGAGUUUAAAAGUUAGUAAACAGUUGCAGGAAGCCAAAGGAAAGAGAUCUUCUCUCCAAAAUGCAGGCAGCCUCUCAACCACUGCGCCACCAGGGAAACCCUGAAUUUAUCAAUUUUUAACCCUUAAGGAUGCUUCAAUUUCUUUUGAUAGCAUUUAAAUUUCUUUAGAUUUUAAUAUGCACAUGCACACAGGAGCAAUUUUAUAUUGUGUGCCUAAAUGACAUCAUAAAUACCAUAAAGACCAUGAAAAUAGUUUUUUUAAAUGUUUUAUAGUAGAAAAAAUAUAUAACAUAAAAUUUAUCAUUUUAACUAUAUUUAAGUAUUUACAGUUCAGUGGCGUUAAGUUUAUAUUGUUGUGCAACUAUCAUCACCAUCCAACUACAGAAAUUUUUCAUCUUCCCAAACUGAAACUCUGUACCCAUUAAACAAUAUUCCCCAUUCCUUCCCUCCCCAGACAACCUUUAAUUCGUGUAAGUGGAAUCACACAAUAUUUGUCCUUUUAUGCCUAGCUUAUUUCACUUAGCAUAAAGUCAUCAAAUUUCAUCCAUGCUUUAACAUGUGUCAGAAUUUCAUCCCUUUCUAAGGCUGAAUAAUAUUCCACUUUUUGUCUAUACCACAUUUUGUUCAUUCAUUCUUCCAGCAGUGGAGAGUUGGGUUGUUUCUACCUAUGACUAUCCUGAAUAAUGUUUCUAUGAACAUGGGUGUACAAAAAUAGUCUUUCAAACAACACUGUUAAUCUGUACAGAUACUGUCACUGAAAUUGUUUGGGAACAUUGAUACCAAUUGCUGACACCUAAAUUAUGAAUCAGCUUUAGCUAAUCCAUAUAGAGAAGUUUUUUGCACUGAAUAUUCCUCUCAAGACCUCAAAAGCCAUCUUUGUGCAUCUAAUCUGAUGUUUUCUCUUGAAAAUAUGCUGGGAAAAUGUUAAAUAACUAGCUUAAAAGUUAAGAGCUCCUGGAGAUUGAUACGCCCAGAGAAAUGGGCAUACACCAAAAUCCACGUGACUUGUGAAGGCAUUAUGGAAGAUGUUCCUCGUCCUUCUGGGCCAGAGAGAGCUCAAGAGUUGAAUUGGGCAUAUUAUAAAUUAGUACCUCAUUUCUCCACAAUUUUUUCUCAACAGCAGAGUCAGGAAUGGCUAAAGAAAAUCAUACUGUAAAACAUGAGUUUAUCCUCACAGGAUUUACAGACUACCCAGAGCUGAAGACCCUUCUGUUUGUGGUGUUCUUUGCCAUGUAUCUGAUCACCAUGGUGGGGAUUCUUGGCCUGGUGAUACUGAUUUCAAAAGAGCAUCAUCUUUGCACACCAAUGUACAUCUUUCUGGGCAACCCCACUCUCGUGGAUUCUUGCUGUGCCUGUGCCAUUACUCCUAAGAUGUUAAGGAACUUCUUUUCUGAAAACAGAACGGUUUCCCUCUAUGAAUGCAUGGCACAGUUUUAUUUUCUUUGCACUGUUGAAACUGCAGACUGCUUUCUUCUGGUGGUAAUGGCCUAUGAUCACUAUGUGGCCAUAUGCAGCCCUCUGCAGUACCAUACCAGGAUGUCAAAGGAACUCUGCAUUCAGAUGACCACAGGGGCCUACAUAGCUGGAAACCUGCAUUCUAUGACUCAUAUAGGGCUUCUAUUUAGGUUAGUUUUCUGUGGAUCAAAUCACAUCAAACACUUUUAUUGUGAUAUUCUUCCUUUAUAUAGGCUCUCCUGUGUUGACCCUUAUGUCAAUGAACUGGUACUGUUUAUCUUUUCAGGCUCAAUUCAAGUCUUCACAAUAGGUAGUGUCUUAAUAUCUUAUCUCUACAUUCUCUUUACUAUUUUCAAAAUGAAAUCCAAAGAGGGAAGGGUCAAAGCCUUUUCUAGCUGUGCAUCCCACUUUUUGUCAGUUUCAUUAUUUUAUGGAUCUCUUUUCAUGUACAUUAGUCCAAAUUUGCUUGAAGAAUGGGAUAAAGAUAUACCAGCUGCUAUUGUGUUUACAGAAGUAGUUCCUUUACUAAACCCUUUUAUUUGUAGCCUAAGAAAUAAGGAAGUAAUAACUGUUUUGAGGAAAAUUCUGAAGAAAAAAAUUUGA